Molecule: messenger RNA, 4664 nt
Organism: Lates calcarifer (barramundi perch)
Lineage: Eukaryota; Metazoa; Chordata; Actinopteri; Centropomidae
Gene: kremen1
Product: kringle containing transmembrane protein 1
Biological process (GO): multicellular organism development
Cellular component (GO): plasma membrane
Source: RefSeq, a predicted model, not a curated record
UCCUCCUCUUUUCUUUCUGCUGCCUCCCCAGCGCUGCAGGUUGAAUCUAUUGCCCCUAUUUCCUGUCACAUGGGUUGGAAACAGGAUCCCUGCUUUUCUACUAUCUCGUCCCGUCUUUGUGGUGUCAGUGUUGUAGUAGCUAUAGGACCUGCCUUGAAGUUCAGGGACUUUUAACGCGAGCCAGAGAGCGACUCCUGCACAGACCCGGACAGUCAGUCAGCCAGUCAGCCAGUCAGUCAGUCAGUCAGUCCGCCAACCCGCCGGUCUGCGCAUCCGUCCGUCAGCCUGCACUUCACCUGAGAGCCAGUUCACACUCUUUAACCACACCAUGGAUUCCUGGACAGUGACCUCUGCUCUUCUUCUCGCUGGCUUUAUUUCCUCCGCAGCUUUUAAUCAUUUCGACACCGAGUGUUACACUGCCAACGGAGAGGAUUACAGGGGCUUCCAGAACCAGACCAGUCUGCAUGGUGGUAAACCCUGCCUCUUCUGGAAUGAGACCUUCCAGCACCCUUACAACACCCUCAAAUACCCCAACGGAGAGGGCGGUUUGGGCAGCCACAACUACUGCAGGAAUCCCGAUGGGGACGUUCAGCCGUGGUGCUACAUUGCUGAUCAUGAAGACGGCAUCUACUGGAGAUACUGUGACAUCCCGUCAUGCCAGAUGCCUGGGAACCUGGGCUGCUUCAAAGACAGCGGUGACCCACCCACGCUGUCGGGCACCAGUGAGACGUCCAACAAACUCACCAUCCAAAACUGCAUCAGCUUCUGUAGGAAGCAGAGAUACAAGCUUGCCGGUAUGGAGUCAGGAUAUGCCUGUUUCUGUGGCAACGAAGUGGACCUGCAUGACCACGGCGAAUCGCCCAGUAUGGAGUGUAACCACGUUUGCUUCGGCGACCACACCCAGCCCUGCGGCGGAGACGGCUGGGUCAUCAUCUUCGACACCCGGGUAGGGGCCUGCGGUGGGAACUACACCGAUCCAUCAGGAGUAAUCUACUCCCCUGACUUCCCUGACAAGUACGGGGCUGGCCGCGUGUGCUACUGGACCAUCCAGGUCCCUGGAUCCUCCGCCAUCCUCUUCAACUUCACCUUCUUUGACAUUUCCGAUCAGACAGACAUGGUGGAGCUUCUGGACGGCUACACCAACCAGGUGGUGGCACGCUUUGACUGGCGCAGCCCGCCACGGGAGCUGGUGAACAUCACAGGCGACUUUGUCAUACUCUACUUCUACUCAGACCGUACCAACCAGGCCCAGGGAUUCGCACUGCUUUACCAAGCACUAAGAAGCCAAGACACCAGAACGACAGAUGCUGAACGAGAUGAUGAGGAUGAAGGAGAGGAAGUCUCCAGCACGGCGGGGCCUCAGCUGGCUGGCGGCGUCACUGAGAGAGCCAACAGCACCUCCAAUGGACGUUCCUCCCAGAUCCUUUACGUGAUCACGUCCAGCCCCGGUAAACCGGAGCACAACAUGCCAGGUCAGUGGGCUGGACGCGGCGAGACCACCGGCCACAGCGCUAUGUGGACCAUCUACGCUCUGGCUGCUCUCCUCAUACUGACUGUCAUAGCCAUGGUAGCGAAGCUGCUGCUGCAUAUCACAGUCAAGUCCCCUAACCUCCCGACAGUCAGCGGUUCAGACAGCUGCAGCCAGAGCACAGCGUCCUCCGAGCCCUGGAUCAUCCUGUACCGGCCCUCCACCAUCUCACUCUUCAAGAAGAAGCUAAAGAACCACCACGGCGACCUCAGCCCCCUGGUGGGCAACUAGUUCCACUGCUACGCUCCAACCGUUAACCAAACGCUACCGCCACUCACAACUAUUCUGUACAAAGGCCAUCAGAUGCCAGGCCCUCAGACAAUGAAACUCUAUGAGGCGCUACGCUAACAAGCCAACAACUGAGUGGCUAAUGACAACUGACUGAGUGACUGCUACUAAAUGGCCCGUGGGCUGAAGUGGUUGGGCCCUCCCAUCCUGCUUAGCACCAAAGAGGAGGGGGACAGGCAGGGCUGUCAGUGACCGCAGUGUGGGAGAGGAGGGCAGAGGACUGGAUGGAAGAAAAUCUGCAGCUCUGACAAAGAUACAAGGACGCAUUUAACAUGCGGGAGGCUUCUCCGGUUCAGAGAGGCUCCAUUUCAAUCACCCACGGAUGUCCCUAACAAUCAACAUACCUCCAAAAACCCUUCCCGACUGCAGGCUCACCAGUAAAAACACAGCACAGCUGGUGCAGAACAACGGCUAACUUCACUGUCUGUGUUCAGUGUAGGAAACAGGAAGGUUUACUUCUUCCUGCUGCUUCAGAGUCACAGUGGCAAUCGAAUCGUCAUCAGUAUCAAGGAGAGGAUGAAGAAAUGGAGUCUUUGGUACACAUACACACAUGCUGUAACACUUAACAGCUUAACUGUUUUAUAUAACUCUUCUAACUGCCUCAUACAGACGAUGAACACUUGCAGCCAAAAACCAGAAUCCACCCAUACAAAAAGUUGUGUAUUUAUUUGUCUUCUUGAUUCUGUAUGCAAAGUGCUAAUGUUUCUUUUUGAUGUGUUGUACGUGAAAACUAGCUUUCUGAGGAAAGGGAAUCGGGACAUGGAGAUGUCACACGGAAGAUAGAUAUCACACCACUUUGGGGAUGAAUCACUCACCGUAAAAUGGAAAGAUCAGAGAGAAAGAGAGCAUGCUCGCCCACUCAUUCUCUCGGCGCUCGUGUGGAUUUGGGUGGAGAGGAGAAGUGGGGUGGGGGGAGCAGGGUGGUGAGGCAGCUUGCAGACAAACUGCCAUUUAGGGAGGCUUGGGAAGAUCUGAGGGCUUUUUCUGCUCGGUUGUGGGUGGGAGUCUUUCCGGUUUGAUGGUGUUCAAGUGCCUUAAGGAUCUCCUCUUCCCUUGUCUCAGAUUCCUCACAUCUGUUUCUUUCACAAAGCAGACUGGGGUCCUUCACAAGAGUCUGCACUUCUUCAAAAUCAGCGCGGAUGUGAAGAGUUUCAUUCCAAAAUAGGAUCUUCACCACUUAAAUGUAAAGUAAAAAAAUGAUGCCACAUCUUGUACAGUGAUUGAAAGCGUUAAAUCUUAGUCUUUUUGACCAUAGUACACUCAACUGAACACCUCUCCAGACUGGAUCUUUUAUGUUUUUGAUGAUUGAUGACGAUUUGUUUUUUUGUUGUUGGUUUUGUUUUUCCAAAAUGAACAUAGAGUCUUUUGGAAUAGAACUCUUCAUGUAGUAACAGACAAGGCUUUAAAAGAAAGUGUUUGUUUCUAAUUUCUGUCUAUGCUCUUACGUGUAGUCGUGGACAUUUACUGAACAUAUUGUUCACAUUAAGUUGUCUUUUGAUUACGGGGGGGGUGAAUAUUGUUGUACAUUACAUUAUGUAAUUCAGUGUGGGAAUGAUGAUAUUUAUGUCCGCUCUUUCAUUUUGUGUCUAGGCAAAGCAUUUGAGAGACCCGUCAAAGUACUUUUUGUACUCGCUCAGCAACUUAGCUCAAAAGUGGAAUGCAUUUCUUCUCUCCUUAGACGACAGUAAAUUGCUAAAAUCACAAGACACGGUAGAUCCCAAAGCUUUUAUGUGUCACCUUGAUUUCAGGCCAAAAGGUUGAGCGCAAAUAAUACACGCAGACAGAAAUAUAACCAAAAGCACUCGUUGGUACUUUGCACAAACUGGCAGCAGGUUUGCAGCUGUGACGGUUUCUGUGCAUUGUGACAUUUAAACUACUUGUGAAAGGUCAAAGUCUACUAGUCUGCCACUGGCAUAGCAAUUGACCUUUCCUGCUGUGGGACUGGAUGUUAGCGUUGGCUUCUGCAGAUGGUCACCCCAAAAAUCUUCUAAUUGCAGUCAGGAUAAACACAAAACGUCAAUGCACUUAAAUUUGCUUCUGCUUACUAGAGGAAACAAUACUUAUUCACUUUUGCAUUUGGUUUGAGCAGCAACCUGAGCACUUGAGAGAAAAGGUUAUAUUUCACACACAGUACAGCAUCAUAGUGACAUUCAAGUCAAAAGAUUUAUAACAGUCGAGAAUCAGACAGGAUUUGAAACCCCAUAAAAAGAUGAAGAACCUUUCUUUCCCAGUCAGAAGUUUGUAGAAAUGGGACCAUGCUAUAUUCUGCCUGUCUGCUCAACUGUAACUCAUGUUAAUUAUUGCAAGGCAAGAGCACAUGCCCCUGGGUCUGUGAUGUUCAGAGCAGACCAUGCGUAGAGAGAGCGAGAAAAGAGAGCAUAGAUGUGAGAGCGAUGGGAAAUUAAUGUGCGUUCAAAUCAAACACAAGCUAACGAAAUCUGACAGUUAAAAUCUAACAAGGGCAUAUUUGUUUAGAUAGCCUGGUGAAUUAUGCAAACUCACAUUUUCUGUCCCAUCCUCCAGUCAAUUGGAAAAUUCCACGCUAUCUUCUGAGUGGUGGAAAUGGUCUUUUCCCAAACUGUAGUCGACGUGAAUGUCCUGUAGUGCUCGAUGACGUGAAAACAUUCACAAGAAGCCCUGUGGGAAAUGAUCAGGAAGGGCCAAAACAUUGUUUUCAUGAAAUUGUAAAUAGCAAAAUAGUGAAAUUUUUAAUUUAUACAGUAAAUUAUUGUUAUUUUGUAUGUGAAUGGGAUAUAAUCUAUCUUUUGUAUAAGUGAAGUACCUUUGUAGUUUUAUUUAAUGUGUCCUGGUUGCAAAAUAAACACUGUAUGCAUGUUUCUUAAGCCUA